This is a messenger RNA of Dalotia coriaria, 4941 nucleotides long. It is a transcript of the gene Uggt, whose product is annotated as UDP-glucose-glycoprotein glucosyltransferase. Gene Ontology annotation, molecular function: UDP-glucose:glycoprotein glucosyltransferase activity. The transcript is spliced from 12 exons. NCBI's taxonomy places the organism in Eukaryota, Metazoa, Arthropoda, Insecta, Coleoptera, Staphylinidae. Gene Ontology annotation, cellular component: endoplasmic reticulum. Bases 224 to 4780 code for a protein of 1518 amino acids. The record is from RefSeq and is a predicted model, not a curated record.
UGUGUGCUGCGUGUAUGCAGCAGCGCUUUUCUACUGUUUUCGUUUAGUCGACUUGUGAUCGCUGUGAUAAUGUCAGCUGAUAUUUUAAUCUUAUAAAGUAAAAUAAUGUAAGUUGUGUGCAUUAGACGUGAGUGUAAUUUUGUGCGCGUUCCGCAUAUGCAGAGUUACCAUCGUAGUGUAUGUAGUGUAAUUUAUAUUCGGCAAGUUGCCACGAAACUUUAAGAUGUUUCAUAGUCGCGUGUUUAGCUACUUGUUCGUGUUAGUCACGCUCGUUUACACUGUUUCCAAUGGAGAUGCAAAGACAAAAAAGUCCAAAUUUGUUACAACUCUCCUGGAUGCUCAGUGGGAUGCAACACCAUUGGUUCUAGAAGUUGCUGAGUAUUUAAAGGAUGAGAAUGUUGACUAUUAUUGGCAGUUUGUUGAUUCAAUAGGAGGUCUAAAGCCUCCACUUAAUGAGAUUGGAAAUGAUAAAAAACGAUAUGAUAUAAUACUGCAACAUGCUGCCAAGUUGAUUACCCCACUGCAGGUGUCUUUACUCAAGUUGGGAUUGUCACUGCAUGUGUAUUCACCUAAGGUGGAAAUGUUUGCUCAAAUUGCAAGAGAACAUGAAUUGCCAGACUGUGCUGCACUUGCUGAUAUUGGGGGUGAUUAUAUCUGUGAUGCUCAGAGCUUACAUAAAGCCAUACAAAAUAUAAAAGAAGAAAAUUAUGUUCGCAACGAAGUAUUUCGCGUUGAUACUCAUUACCCCGGCUCAGAAAAUCGCACGAUCGCUGUGGUGCUCUACGGCGAGUUGGGAACGCCUGCAUUCCAAACGUUCCAUAACAUUUUAAAAUCCGAAGCGCAGCAGGGUUCCAUCGACUACAUAGUGCGUCACUUUAUUAAAUCUGAGCGCGAUCACAAAUUACGUCUUUCCGGUUACGGGGUAGAAUUACAGAUGAAAUCUACCGAGUACAAAGUUCAAGAUGAUUCGGAAAUAAAAGAUGAUCGCAGUUCUGAGGACGCAUCGCAAGAAGAUGACGAUAUUGAACUUGAAGGUUUUGACUUUGCUAAAUUGAAAUCAAUCUUUCCCGACCACAAGCAGCAGCUAGAUAAAUUUAAACAACAUCUAGAGGAAUCCUCCAAUGAAAUGGCGCCUCUAAAAGUAUGGCAGUUUCAAGAAUUGAGCCUGCAAGCAGCCGAGCGCAUCAUGAACGCUCCUCGAGAUGAAGCUCUUAAAGUCUUUACUAAUCUUGCGCAAAAUUUCCCCAUGCAAGCGAAAGCUUUAGUUAAAACAGUUGUCAGCAGUGAGUUAAAGAAGGAAAUGCGUCGUAAUCAGGAGAUAUUCGGAGCUACUUUGAAUCUGCAACCUUCAGAUACGGCGUUGUUUAUCAACGGAUUGUAUUAUGAUGUUGAUGUGGUGGAUAUUUUCGGUAUUUUGGACGUUGUAAGACAAGAACUACGAACAAUGGAAGGCUUGCAUAAUAUUGGCCUUGGUAACGCUCGACUAUCUUCAUUAUUAUCAGUAGACUUCAGCGAUUCAAAUAACGGACAAGAGUUUGCUAUGGAUAUCAGAGAUUCCGCAAUCAAUUGGAUUAACGACAUUGAGAAAGAUUCAAAGUAUAGUCGUUGGGGUACAAGUUUAAUGGAUUUGUUGAGACCUACAUUCCCUGGAAUGUUGCGCCAAGUUCGUAAAAACUUAUUCAAUCUUGUUAUCAUUAUUGAUCCACUGAACAAAGAAACAAGAACGUUGUUAAAACUUGUCGAGUCUUUUGUUAUUCACACUGCGCCACUUCGUGUAGGUCUUGUAUUAUCCGCGAGCUCAUCUUCAAGUUUAACUGGCUUGGAAGACGCUGGUGUAGCGAUGGUCUGUGCGUUUAAUUAUGUUUCACAGAAAAAAGACCCAGCGGCCGCGUUGAACUUUAUCACGACUGUUCUUGGCACCGCGAAAGGUGGGGACGUCACCGUCGAUCAUAUUAAAGAGCAACUCGUGAAGAAAUAUAGCGAUGAUCCGAAUUAUAUUCUCGGUGAAGACUCCGAUUUCGAUUUUGGCCGGAAACUAAGUGAAGACUUUAUUCAACGCACUGGUCUUAAUUCCUUACCUCAAGCGUUGAUGAACGGCAUUCCAUUGCCAGCGCAUCAGUUAAAUGUUGAUGAGUUUGAAGAAGCAGUUCUUAGCGAAGUUAUGACUCAGACUCCUUCGUUCCAAAAGGCUGUUUACAAAGGAAAGUUGCAGGAUGGGGAUGAUGUUGUUGAUUACAUCAUGAAUCAACCUAAUGUUAUGCCGCGAUUGAAUGAGAGAAUUUUGAGUAAGGAGAACGUUGUGUAUUUGGAUAUGACAGGGACGGCGACGACGAGUAUGGCGAUUCAAGAUUUACUGAAAUUAACACCUCGGGAUAUGACUGCGACUGCACUGGAGAAUUUGAAGUAUUUUAUGUCACCGAAGAAAAGCGAAAAAUAUUACGGGAUGACUUAUUGGGUUGUGGGAGAUUUGUAUUGUCCGAAAUCACGGGCAUUACUUAUCGACGCAUUAGAAUACAUGAAAUCUGCUGGUGAUACACGAGUUGCUUUCCUUCCCAAUGUUGAUGGCACACAGGAUAAUGCUAUCAACAAGUUGGUUUUGGCCGCAAUGGAGUUCUACAAUGAUAAAACAACAAAUACAAUCAUUGAAUUCUUAAAAUCUGAUGGUGAUAAGUCAUUAUUACCUAAAGAAAUUUUAACAAAAGAAUCAUCGCAAGAACUCUCCUUGAAAAUGCUUCGCGUUUAUUGUCAGCGUGUGCUCACGUUUGCAGCGAGCGCACGCGGCAUUAUUGCAAAUGGCCGCGUCCUGGGUCCACUCAACGAAAAUGAAAAGUUUACCGUCGAGGACUUUUCGUUAUUGGAACGCUUUAGCACUGCUACCUACGGCCAGAAACUUAAAGAAAUCUUAGAUAAAACUGCCGAUGAAGAGGGUGACAUCUCAAGUAACGCAAUCAUGAAAAUCGUCAGCUUGUUAGUUGCUCGACCACAAUCAAAGAGUAGAUUUGAUAUCGCUUCGGAAACUGAUCAGUACUCCGUGAUUAAAUUGCCACCCAAUCAACCAGAGAAGGUUGCGUUUGAUAUCGUUGCAAUUGUUGAUCCGGUAUCUAGAGGAGCACAAAAACUGGGUCCCAUUUUGCAAGUGUUGCAAGAAGUACUAAAUUGUAAUAUUAAACUGUUUUUGAACAGUGUGGAGAAGAAUAGUGACAUGCCACUGAAGAGUUUCUAUCGUUUCGUGCUCGAUUCGGAGAUACAAUUCAAUGAAGAUGGCAAACAAGUACCUGGCUCUAUCGCCAAAUUUAAUAACAUGCCACAAUCACCACUCUUAACGCAAAAUAUGCACGUACCUGACAAUUGGUUAGUGGAAGCAGUGAGGUCUGUGUAUGAUUUGGAUAAUAUUCGUUUGGAGAAUGUUGAAAAUAAUGUACACAGUGAAUAUGAGUUGGAAUACUUACUUUUGGAAGGUCAUUGCUUUGAAUCGACUACUUUAAGUCCACCAAGAGGUCUUCAAAUUACUUUGGGCACUGAAAGGCAACCUGUUAUUGUUGAUACUAUUGUAAUGGCAAAUUUGGGAUAUUUCCAACUUAAAGCCAACCCAGGCGCGUGGAUUGUAAGACUAAGACAAGGAAGAAGUUCAGAAAUUUAUGAUAUUACAAGUCAUGAAGGCAGCGAUACGCCUCUAAAGUCAACCGAUAUCAAAGUUGUCAUCAGUUCUCUGCGUUCUAACAUCGUCAAACUUAAAGUUAGCAAGAAGCCCGACAAACUUGGCAUGGAUUUACUUAGCGAAGAUAAUGAGAACAACGGAAUCUGGAAUUCAAUCACCAGUUCGUUUAGCAGUGGCGAUGAUGGCGAAGAAGAGAAGCUGAACAUUUUCUCGUUGGCUUCUGGUCAUCUUUACGAGCGCUUCUUGCGUAUCAUGAUGAUGUCUGUGUUGAAGCAAACAAAGACACCCGUCAAGUUUUGGUUCCUAAAGAAUUACUUAUCUCCACAAAUCAAGGACUUCUUGCCGUACAUGGCCAAGGAAUACGGUUUUGAAUACGAAUUAGUACAAUACAAAUGGCCGCGCUGGUUGCAUCAACAAACUGAGAAACAGAGAAUUAUCUGGGGGUAUAAAAUUUUGUUCUUGGACGUGUUGUUCCCUCUGGAUGUCAAAAAGAUUAUUUUCGUUGAUGCUGAUCAGGUUGUCCGCGCUGAUUUGAAAGAACUUCAACAACUCGAUUUAGGUGGCGCGCCAUAUGGCUACACACCAUUUUGUGAAUCGCGUAAAGAAAUGGACGGCUUCCGGUUCUGGAAACAGGGUUACUGGCGCAAUCAUUUACAGGGCCGGCGUUAUCAUAUUUCUGCACUCUAUGUUGUCGAUUUGAAACGUUUCCGACGCAUUGCGGCCGGUGACCGCUUGCGUGGACAAUACCAGGCGCUCAGCCAAGAUCCGAACAGUCUUUCUAACCUUGAUCAGGAUCUACCCAACAAUAUGAUCCACCAGGUGGCGAUUAAAUCUUUGCCACAAGAAUGGCUUUGGUGCGAGACAUGGUGCGACGAUGCGUCGAAGUCAUCGGCAAAGACGAUCGAUUUGUGUAACAACCCAAUGACGAAGGAGGCAAAACUCACAGCCGCCAUGCGAAUUCUUCCUGAAUGGAAGGGCUACGACGAUGAGAUUCGUAACCUGCAACAGAAGAUUGAUAAGGGCGAGCUGGAUCAUGAUCCAGCAUUGGAACAUCUUGAGGAAGACGUUGAAACCAUUACCACACAGAAAACGCAUGAUCGUGAUGAGCACACAGAACUAUGAUUGAAAUGUGGGUAAAUUAAUUUGUAAAACUAGUGAUGUGUGUAAAAGUGGCGUAUGUGUUUUGUUUCUGAUUGAAGUGGAUGAAAACAGUUGAAGAGACUUUGAGAUUGAUCCUGAUCAUUACAUUUUUACAUUAUACAUAUUAAAGAAGAUAAAAUACA